AUGAGACUCGCCGACUUUUUACCUCUUCCAGAACGCCCGAGAACCCUGAUGAUUCACAUUGAGCAUGGAGGAAUCAGGGCUUCUCGAAUAGAGCCUGAGAACCGACCCUCCGCCGACAGCCCGGAAGCAGCCAUGAACUCACUUGGCGCCCGCGAAGAACACCCUUUCCUCAGAGACACGGACACCAGUAACUUCCUAUUACAGAGCAAGGUCACGCGGAUGUUCGAGACCACUCAGAUGCAGCCGGCUCUAUCUGAGCUUCCCCUCCUUCAAGCAUGCGCAGGGCUGAAUUGCUACAAGUCCCAGCGGUAG
Molecule: messenger RNA, 312 nt
Organism: Colletotrichum gloeosporioides
Lineage: Eukaryota; Fungi; Ascomycota; Sordariomycetes; Glomerellales; Glomerellaceae
Exons: 2
Coding region: 1-312 (103 amino acids)
Source: RefSeq, a predicted model, not a curated record